CGUGUUUAGAUCAUUGACAACGAUGAUGCACACUUCGCGUGCGCGAUGCGCCCAAGAGUGCAGUCGCAGCAUCGUGAAUGCUGCAGCCGCUGUUGCUGCCGCUACACCGACGUCUUCCUGGCUGCGGCCAGUGGUGCUGGCGUGGAGAAGGGCAGCAAAGACGCACACGACAGCGACGACCACGACGGCGACGACCAGCAAGCAGCACACCAUCUGCGCCAGCUGCGGGAGAGCAGGUUGUCACCGGAUCGCCGCCUGGAGCGCCUUCGAGAGCUGGCGCGCGUGGACCUGACACACUGCGACAGCAGACACAGCGACUAUAGUGGUCACUGCAUCACUGCCAGCAGCAGGACAAGUAGCAGGACGAAGGCCGGCACGACUCCGGCCAUCACUGUGGCCAACAGCGACAAGCACCACUCGGCUGUGGUUGAUGCGCGCCACUGGAACGUGGUGGCUGGGCUGUACGCUCGCCGUGGUGAUGCCGACCGUGUCAGGGCCAUCAUGCACGAAAUGGAGCAUGCGUAUGGGAUCAUACCCACGCUGGCCACACACAACAUCCUCAUCACGGCAUAUGCCAAGCGCAACAACGAAGCGGCGAUCAAAGAGCACAUGGCGCAGAUGAUGGCAGCGCAGGAGGAAGGCAUGCGACCCGACAAGUUCACCUUCCGCGCCAUUGCGAGCAUGUAUGCGCGCCAGGGCAACACCGAAGCCAUCCGCGGCCUCAUCACCAACGACAUGCCGCUCGUGUAUGGGGUGCGGCCUGAUGUGCACGUGUACAAUGCCCUCAUCACCGCUGCCGGGAAGCACAGCAUAUCGGAUGCGCUGCAGGCAUUUGUCUUCAUGCAGAGCGGGCCACAACUGGAACAAGCAUCCCAAGAUGGGCGACAGUGCGAGAGAAGGCACAGCACAGGUGACCGUGGCAGCAGUGAGUGCGACAACAGCAGUGAUGGUGGUGGGAGUAAUGGUGGUGGUCGACACACGAGAGGGAGGGGAGGCAGAGCGUCUGGGUUGGAACGUGAUGUCGGGGAAGACGCGACGCCAACAGCCCGCACAUACACGCAGCUGCUGCAGCUGGUGGAGACACACGCGCGACGCACGGUGCAGGACGAGGUGGUGGGUGGCACGUGUUGCAUGCAAGCAGCACAUGGUGCAGGAGUUGGUGAACUGCCGUGGGGGUGCAGGUCACUUGGCGAUGUGGCAGAGUGCAUCUUCAGCCUCGCCUUGUUUGGAACACCAACAUUGCCACCAACACUACCCACAGCACCAGCAACGACAACCCUGGCACAUGCAGCAUCACAAGCCCACCAGCAGCCACCAUCACCAUCAUCGCUAUCACCAGCUGCCACCACCACGACCACCACCCCCACGACAACCACCACCGCUGCUGCUGCUGCUGCUUCGCUGGAUGCGUUUUUCUUCAACGCUGCUGUGCGGGCGUUUGCACACACGCGGCCAGCUGAGCGGGUGGAGUGGGUGGUGUCGUGCAUGCAGGCACGGGGCAUUCGGGGUACCGCCCACACGUACAGCAGCCUGCUUGUUGCGUUUGCACGCGGUGGGCAGACGACUCGGGCAGAGGCGGCGCUGAGCGCACUGUUUGCCGCCAACUUCAAACCAACAGCACAGGACAUGGCACACCUUGCACGCGCAUACGCACGCGCACACCACCAGCAACAACAAGAACAGCAGCACCAGCAGCAACAGCGGCACCAACAGCAGCAGCAGCAGGAACGGCAACAGCCACAUAAGGAACGACAGCACCGUGAACAUGACCUUCACAAACAGCUACAAGAGCACCAACAACAGCUACAAGAGCACUGGUAUUAUGAUGACGCCCGAGUACAUGUGGUGCCAGCAACGCCUGCACACGUCCAAUGCCACCACGAGCACGCGUCGUCACCACCAUCAUCGUCGUCGUCGUGGCUGUCUGAACAGGUUGCACGGGCAACGGCGUCUGUGUGUCACGUGCUUGCACGCAUGUCCAGCCGGAACCUGUUUCCACCUCCGCUCCUUCUUCCCGAAUUGGCAAGUCUCAUCGUCAUGGACACACCCCAUUUGACCAAUGCUGAUGCCAGUCGUUUGGGCAGCGAACAGAAGAUACAACAACAACAACAACAACAACAACAACAACAACAACAACAACAACAACAACAACAACAACAACAACAACAACAACAACAACAACAACAACAACAACAACAACAACAACAACAACAACAACAACAACAACAACAACAACAACAACGCCAACGCGUGUUUGCGUUUGAGGGACGACGAGAUGUGUUGGAUGCGCUCGCAUGCGCGUACCACCAUCAUCGCUUUGGCAUCGCCCUUCAUGAGCUCCUGGCGACUGUUGAUGUUCUGGCAAAUCUCAACGCCGAGCCCGCGCGUGGUGGUGACGGGGGGCGUGGUGACAGCAACGCGCACAGCGAUGGUGUCAGUCGCAGUCACAGCAACAACAGCUUCAGCAACAGCAACAGCAGCAGCAGCAACGAACACAACAGCAGCAGCUUCAGCAACAGCAGCAGCAGCAGCAGCAACGAACACAACAGCAGCAGCACCACCACCACCACCGACACCAACCACCGGGCACUGCCGUGGACACGUGUGGGCGAGCGCUGUGUUGAUGUCGUGCGUGCAAUUGAGUGGGCGGUGUCACCGAUUCACAUCACCAGCACCAACGCGGCGAUGCGGGUGAUGAUGACGAGGCAGAGGAGAAGGAGGAGUAAUAGUCACCUGUUGAACAACAACAACAACAGCAACAGCAACAGCAACAGCAGUGUCAGCAGCAGCAGGAGCAUGGGUGAUGAUGCAAGAAUGGCGAAAGGGCUAUCCUAUCGGCCAAACUCCCACUCCCACUCCCCCUCCCAUUCGCAUUCGCAUUCGCAUUCCUAUUCGCAUUCAGCACCAUUGUCACCCUUCUUGGCGCUGUCGUCGUGGAUGUCAGAUGCCACGGCAUCCCCAGCGCCAGUCACGCUGAUGGAGCUUCUUCCUGCUUCUCAUCUGGCUUCGCGCGCUCGUGCUUGCAGGCAACAAGGCAGCGCAUGUACGCGAGCAACAACAACAACAAUACGAGAGACGAUGGAGCCUGGAACAGCGGUAGCAGCAACUACUGCAGCGUGUGCGACCGAGAUGCGCGUGCAACGGCUGUGUCACCACUUGCUGUUCACCAUGUGCUAUCACACACUUGACACAGCACAUGUCUCAACCAGGACAACGCCAGCACCAUCAGCACCAGCAGCAACGACAACGGCAACAGUAGCAACAUCAUGGUCAUCACUGAAAGACAGCCUUGUGCACAUGCACGAUACGUUCCCGAGCAUGCAGCGUGUUGAGGCCGCAGCGCUGUCGUUGGUGCACAUGACACAACAGCAGUGUGAGCACUGUUGCUUGCAGGCACUGCACGCCCUCGCAACUACAACCACAGCGUCCACCCUCGCCCACGUGCUGAGACAUGUGCGUGGUGGUGAUGGUGAUGGUGAUGGUGAUGAUGGUGGUGGUGAUGGUGGUGGAGGUGGUGUUCACAGUGGUCGUGAUAGCGGUGGUGAUAGUGGUGGUGAUGGUGGUGAUGAUGGUGAUGAUGAUGGUGGUGGUGGUGAUGGCGAUGACCCAUUUCAACAGCGUCGCCUUCCCUGGCACGACUAUGACGACGACGAUGAUGAUGAGUAUGAGGAUGGUCGCCAAAGGAGAGUGCAGAGCCCUGAUGUGGUGCUGCUCUCGUGCUCGCGCGAGUUUGCACGCGAUCUGUUUGCUGCUGCGUCGCAGUUGUCGCUCACAUGCACACAUGAUGAUGAUGAUGGAGGAGGAGGUGGUGGUAGACGUGGAGAUGAUGGUGGUGGUGGUGGUGGUGGAAGAGGUGGAGGUGGAGGAGGACGAGGAGGAGGAAGCACGCUGACAGCAGCCACAGCAGCAACAGCAGCCACAGCAGCAACGUCGGCUACAACACCAUCGCCAUCAGCAGCGGUGAUGAUGACGGAGGUGCUGGGGGCGGUUCUUGCGGCCGCAGAACAACACCGUGAUCUCGACUUGUUUCGUAUGGUGGUGGAGCAGUUACAACGUCGCCGCCUACGCCCAACGCGGGAGAUGCGCGCGAGAAUGCGACGCAUUCGGCGACAGGCCACCCCCAUGGAGGACAUUGCGGUUGGUGACAAGGUUGUGGUGAAGCUGCAGACGCCCGAAAUCUCAGAGCACUUGCUUGGCAACUCGAAGCACACAACGAUUCAUCUUGGCAAGGCCGAGUUUGAGCGCGUAGUCGUGGAUUCCAUCUUGACAGAGGAGAUUGCAGACCAGACCAACACCGUCGACGACGACAUGCUGGACGUGAUGGCAUCUCCGUCGUCAGCAACAGGAGCAGCAGUUGCGUCUGGGGAUAACGGCGCUUCGUCUGCCACCACCAACACCAACACCUCCUCAUCCUCCUCCUCAUCCUCAUCCUCGUCACCGAGCGUGGAUCCACUCAGUGUUCUUCUUGGUGCAAGUGAGGGUGCAUCAACAUCAUCCUCGGAAGCACAUGCAGCACCUAACAACAGCGGCAGCGGCAAGUGACGGCAGAUGGUUGGUGGCAUGUUUGUGUGAGGGUGAGGGUGUUGUAGUUAGCGCUUGCUUGCUCUGGACUGCUGUGUGAUGUUUGUGUAUUGUGUGUGUAUUGUGUGUGUGUGUGUGUGUGUGUGCGUGUGUUUCGUCGUUCGUUGGACGUUGGCUGUUCAUAUCUACUCGUGCAUGCGUUUUGAUGGGUCACGACCUCAAGACAUUACACACAAGCGAGCAUGAACUUUUGUGACAUGCGUGCCUGUGCUGCUGUGUGUGUGUGUGGAACGAACGAAAGGAACGAAACGACAACCACCA
Messenger RNA from Salpingoeca rosetta, 4842 nucleotides. RefSeq lists its product as uncharacterized. The transcript has 3 exons. Gene Ontology annotation, molecular function: protein binding. Bases 46 to 4542 code for a protein of 1498 amino acids. The record is from RefSeq and is a predicted model, not a curated record. Lineage: Eukaryota; Choanoflagellata; Craspedida; Salpingoecidae.